Cottoperca gobio is the source of this 3979-nucleotide messenger RNA. RefSeq names its product WD repeat and SOCS box containing 1 (gene wsb1). The transcript is spliced from 10 exons. The coding region runs from base 371 to 1699 and encodes 442 amino acids. The record is from RefSeq and is a predicted model, not a curated record. NCBI's taxonomy places the organism in Eukaryota, Metazoa, Chordata, Actinopteri, Perciformes, Bovichtidae. Gene Ontology annotation, molecular function: protein binding. Gene Ontology annotation, biological process: intracellular signal transduction; protein polyubiquitination.
UAGCUUGCUGCCAGCCCAUGAUGGUCAGAAGCCAUUGUACUACCAGGCAUCGCACUGAAGUCUACAAAAGCAAAGGCUGUAAUUACCUGUUUAACAGUUGUUUUUACCCGAGCAGCAACAUAGAAUUUGAACAGUGAAAUAAAGCGUAUGGUCGAGAAAGUAAAAGAAAACAAGACGUUUACACAGGCCGAACGACGACUGUAUUUGUAAGCAGGGAAGUUACGCUUGGCGGAGGGAUUCAACCGACUUUUGUAGACAUCGGAAGAGGAAAAGCCGCCGUCUUAUUCCUCACAUAUUGCUAAUUUCCUCGAGAUAUCUUCGUUUUACAGUCCGUGCGUGGCUUUUCUCUUCGGUCUGUGCCCUUAUUUAGAUGGCAAGCUUCCCAGAUUCUGUAAACGAAAAUGAUAUAGGUAAGGCAAAGUUCAUCGGUGAACUCCUGGUGCCUGUUGCUCCCUUCGACCAGAAGUCUGGGCGGGAGACUUGGACAGUAGCCUUUGCACCCAAUGGUUCCUACUUUGCCUGGUCUCAGGGGCAUCGCAUAGUCAGGCUCAUUCCCUGGGCAAAAUGUCUGAAGUACUUUUCAACCGGGCAUGGCGGAGAGGCCACCAAUGCCUUGAGCCCCCGCCGCUUGUCCCGUCAGAACAGCGACGGAGGCCAGGUAAUCCCGACGGCCGACGAGCCCCGAGAACAUACCAUCGACUGCGGUGACAUUGUCUGGGGCUUGGCCUUCGGCUCAUCCGUUCCAGAGAAGCAGAGCCGCUGUGUUAACAUCGAGUGGCACCGCUUCAAGUUUGGUCAGGACCAGCUGCUACUGGCAACAGGCCUCAACAACGGUCGCAUCAAGAUCUGGGAUGUAUACACUGGAAAACUCUUGCUGAAUCUGAUGGAUCACACUGAUGUCGUGCGAGACUUGACCUUUGCUCCUGAUGGCAGUCUCAUGCUGGUCUCUGCAUCCAGAGAUAAGACCCUCCGUGUGUGGGACCUCAAAGACGAUGGUAACAUGGUGAAGGUUCUGCGGGGGCAUCAGAACUGGGUGUACUGCAGCGCCUUCUCCCCUGACUCCUCCAUCCUGUGCUCAGUUGGCGCCGGCAAAGCAUAUCUGUCUCUCUUCGUAGGCUUCUGCCGGAGGUGCGAGCCUAUUGUGUUCCUAUGGAACAUGGAUACAUACACCUUGAUCCAGAAGCUGGAGGGGCACCACAAUGAUGUGGUGUCUUGUGAGUUUUCACCAGAUGGGGCGCUGUUGGCCACCGCCUCUUAUGACACCCGGGUCAUCGUAUGGGACCACCACAAGGCCACCGUCCUGUUGGAACUAGGCCAUCUCUUCCCUCCGCCAUCACCCAUUUUUGCUGGAGGAGCAAAUGACCGCUGGGUUCGCUCUGUGAGCUUCUGCCCUGACGGUCGCCACAUUGCCAGCAUUACUGAUGACAGGCUGGUUCGUUUUUGGAGCAUAGAGGAAAGGGCUCCUCAGGCCAUCGCUUCUCUCUCUAAUGGCCUCUGCUGUGCCUUCUCCGCUGAAGGAAGUGUCCUUGCUGCUGGGACUCGUGAUGGUAGUGUGCACUUCUGGGAGUCUCCUCGGAGCAUUGCCAGUCUGCAGCACAUGUGUAGGAUGUCUCUCCGUCGGGUGACGACCACCCAGCAGGUGGAGGCCCUAGCCAUUCCUACACCGCUCCGCGACUACCUGACCUACAAAGUCAUCUAAUGCCCACGACCACCACAGCAGCAGCUGACUCAACUGCACCUGUCACAGCAGCAUCAUGCAGGACAACCAAUUAAUUAUUUUCUGACAAAACUGCCAUCAAACCUUGUUGAACAUAUAAAAGCAAUCACGAAAGGCAGAACGAGUUACAUGUUACUGAAACCUCAGAGCCACAGCUUGGUCUCAAACCCCCCAACAUCCACUCAAAGAAAGAUAUUGUUUUGUUUUGUAAAAAAAUAUUUUUGUAAGUACUUUAGCAACCAACCUGUAAGGUCAAGUGUUUUGGGGGCCUCCUGUCCCCUCUAUCAUAUCAGUGUGGUAAGUGGCCAGCUCCUCUUCCAGCUGCCUCCAGCUCUCAACAGGUUCCGUAAACCCAUCAUUUUUUCUUCCAACUUGAAAUGUGUGCUUUUGUUUGUAAGUAGGUGAACUAAAGGGAAGAGACGCAGGAUUUUGAAGGCAAAUACUAGAUCUGUGAACUACUGAUAUUAUAGACAACUAGUAGCUUUAGAUUAUUGCCAUGGCAUAAAAGAAAAACAAAGUCAAGCACUUAUUGUUCUCUCUUAGGUUUGACACACAACAUUUGCCAGAUGUGCUGCUCAGCCGUUAUAUGAUCCAAUACAGUAUGUAACGUUUCAUUUAAUUUCUGCUCUUUGGUCACACCAGAAACCGGCAAAGUGAGGAUUCUGAAUUAUAAGCAGCACCAGAAGCUAGCUACCAAGCUAGUUACUUCACUGGCCAGUGAGCCAGAAGGAUGACUCGGAUAUUAGAUCAUUGCAAUUCUAUUGUUAUUGACAAAUAUUUAUGACAAGAAAUUGAGGUACAGAAAUGCCAAAGCUAUAUUUUAAACCGUAUCUUGCUCAGUACACCUCGUGGUCCCAAUUUAUGAAAAACUAAUUUAAGUGAACUGAUGUAUCAUUAUUGGGUUUUUAAACUUUUAAAUAUCAGUAUCUGUAUUGGCCUCAAAAAUCCUGCAUCGGUCAGGGGUACACACUGUCUAUUUGAUUGGUUUACCAGAGAACACGAAGUAUGUCUUCAUUCAUUUGGAUUACCGUAUAAUUGUGCUUUCAGAAAUCUACACUUUCUAGACUGUCGACCAACUACAAAUACCAGUUUGAUAGUUGGUGGUGGUAAUGCACAAAGAAACAUGAACCAACAAAGCAGGAACAAGGAUGUAAACAAGGUCGGCACCAAACCGUCUACAAUCGCGCUAGCAAAGGGUACCUUUUUUUAUUUCAUUUAUUUAAAAGCGUGCUACAAAACUACACUAACUGGCUGUCAACAAAAUGUCUGUAAAUUGCAAACCAACAAUUGGUCCAAUUACAUGCAGGUGUAAAAAAUAAAUAAAUGUUUUACCGGACUGGCAACAUAAAUAGCAACAGUAUGCUUGAAUUUUCUUAAGUUUGCAUGCCCUGUUCUCUGUGUGUGUGUGUGUGUGUGUGACAGUAAUGUAAAAAAUGUAUGAGAUUCUAUGUCUAUUAACAAGUUUAAGCUUUUUUUUCCCACUUGUCAUUUUUAUCCAGUUCUUCUGUUGAACUUUUGUAUUUUGAUCUUUUUGUUCUUCUUUUUAAAUGUGAAAAUGUCUACAAAUAAUUACACAUCUUACUGCUAGAGCCCAGAGAGAAAAGGUGUAUUACAUUUCUUUACAGGUCAGAUUACACUAUGAAAGUGUUACUGUGCCCUGUCACUACUUUUUGCAGUAUGUAGAAAUUUCAAUAAGCAAUUCCAGGAACCCUGAACUUAAUCAAACGCACCCAACCAAUCAGUGGCCAGCCUCGGUUAUCUGGUGUUAAAGACCUUCAUGUUCACUCUUGAUAGAAAUGUAUGCACAUGAUAAUCCACGAUGAUCCUUUAAGAUGCAGCAUUCUUAGAAUCUUGUGUUUCUUGAUUGUCAUUUUCAGUUUGUGCCAGUGCUAUGCGAUGUGAAGAACGUGAGCCUUUAGUAUUGUCACGUUUGUGUUUGUGUAGGAAGGUGGGUGGGUGCAGAACAGCUGUCAAUCAUUCUUUGCAAUAAGUUAUUUGACAGUCAGUGCUACUGCCAAAGGUUUUCCUUUUCAGUAAGUUUAUGAGUUGUCUGAGUAGUUUCCUGCUGAGAUCUCAUGAAUGGGCUGCAGUGCUUAAUGGGGGUUUUACAUUACAUGAAUUUUGUAAACCUGUAACUAUGGUGAUUAGAAAAACGGUGAGAGAGAUGCAGUAAAUAUAUCAAAUAUAUAUGAAUGUAUAAAGUUCCUUUUCUUGUAAUUAUUUUUUUGUGUUUGUAGUUUCAAUAAAAGCUUUUUCACUAAA